UCUACGAAUGUUGGCACACUUUCAGAUAGCGAUAAUAAAGUUAAGAUUAGAAAUGUCCAAACAUAAUUAAAACUGCAUGAUCAGCAAUAAUUUUAAGAUGUCUGGAAAUCAACGCCUUACUUAUGACUAUAAACCUAAACCCACCAUAUAAGGCGGAUAAACUAACAAGAAUGCCGUCUGGUCCACUUAAAAUAUUAAUUGCUAAUUUCGAAAUGAUGAAAUUACUUACUGCAUUUCAAUCAGAUCCAAUUGACUGACAGAGAGCCAAAGGUGUGUUCAUUUAAUAGACUGAAUCUAUAAAACGCACAAAAAGCCAGAUCGAAUACAAAGAAAUAGGCGAUAUUCCCAUAUUAGUUGCAUUAUAAUUUAAAUAUUUUUUUAUGCCAAGAGACGACAAAGAACAAAUUAACUUAAGCGAUUCUGAAAGGUGUUAAGUAUAAUCAAUUAUUCAGUUGCAACAGUUUCCCUUUCAUCCAUGUGCAGCACAUUCAUUUUCCAUCUGGAAGAUCCAUCAAACCAGAAAUCUCAUAAAUAACCCAAUCAUUAGCAAACAGAAUGUGUAAAAACACUUUGCUUUAUGCAAAUAACGAAAUCAAAUACCGAACAUAAACUGCACCUAAUGCUAAUCUGACGCUAAUAACGCGACUUUUACCCUACUCGACUGACAAUUUAAUUGAGGCUGUUAAUUGUCAAUGUUGAUUUCGUAUUAGAUGGAGAUGCAGCUGCAGUGGAAAGGUUGGAUGAUGAUGAUCUUGAUGAUCGGACUGCCGGGUCUGGGAUCUGGCUCUCGGAUACUCUUUAUGGGACCCUUUCCCGCCCCAAGUCACUGGCUCUGGCUGGAGCACUUUCAAAGGGAUCUUCUGCGACAAGGACAUCAUGUGACCAGUGUGAAUAAUCAUCCCACCAAGCAGCCCCAUGAAAAUCUUACAGAGAUUAUCAUAAGCCCCUCGUUUGAUAUACCCAAGCACUUUCCCAAGGAAAACAUCUUCACGAUGCAAUUUGUGAGUGACUUCAACAACCUGGAGCUUUGGUGGACCAUUGGACUCAUGACCACGGAGCAUGCCUUCAAGGAUCCCAAAGUAAAGAAACUGAUCGAGAGCCAAGAUGACCACUAUGAUUUGGUCAUACUGGAACAGUUUUUCCACGAGGCUUUUCUGAUGUUUGGCAAAAGGUUCAAUUGUCCUGUUGUCACAAUUGGCACUAUGGGUUAUGCUGAUAAUAUAGAUCAUGCGAUGGGUAUCCUUACACCCUGGUCGUUGAUUCCACAUCUUCUACUCUCGCAUACGGAUCGCAUGACUUUCAGAGAGCGAGCCUAUAAUGCCUACUUAUCUUUGUAUGAUGCGGUUAUGAGGCGCUGGGUUUAUUUGCCCAAGAUGCAGAAGCUGGCAGAGAAGUAUUUCAAGGGAUCCAUUGAGGGUCCCCUUCCUAAUGUUCUGGACCUUGAGCGUAAUAUAUCCCUUGUCCUGAUCAAUGCCCAUCGAAGUGUAGACCUUCCGAGGCCCAGUAUGCCAGGACUUAUAGACGUGGGUGGAGCGCACAUUCAGAAGCCCAAGAAGCUGCCCGCUGAUCUUCAAAACUUCCUAGAUAAUGCCACCAAUGGAGUGAUCUACUUCAGUAUGGGAUCCUAUGUAAAGAGCACAGAUUUGCCGGCUGAGAAAACCGCUCUGAUUCUUAAAGCCUUUGGGCAGCUUAAGCAGCAAGUGAUUUGGAAGUUUGAGAAUGAUUCCAUCGGGGAUUUGCCCUCGAAUGUGAUGAUCAAGAAGUGGAUGCCCCAGAACGACAUUUUGGCCCAUCCGAAUAUCAAGCUCUUCAUCACGCAUGGUGGUAUUUUUGGAACCCAAGAGGGUAUUUACUGGGGAGUUCCGAUGUUGUGUAUACCCCUGUAUGGGGAUCAACACCGGAACACUAUCAAAUCGGUGCGGGAGGGCUAUGCUCGGUCCCUGGUGUUCUCCAAACUCACCACCAAUGAUUUGCUGCAGAAUAUUCAAACUCUGAUCAACGAUCCCAAGUACAAACGCAGUGCUCUGGAGGUCUCGCAGCGUUUCCGCGAUAAUCCUAUACAUCCGCUAGAUGAGGCCACCUUCUGGAUCGAGUACAUAAUCCGGCAUCGUGGGGCCAGGCAUCUAAAGUCACAGGGCGCCUUCAUCCCCCUGCAUCAGUAUCUGCUACUCGACGUCUUGGGAUGCCUGUUGCUGGGUGUAUUCCUUGCCAUCUGGCUGCCUUGGCGGAUGAUCAGGAGGGUCCACAAGUGGUGGCUCAAAGGGGAGGACGCAGACAAACUGAACGAGACCAAGAAGCUGCUGUAGGCGAUGGCAAUUACUUAGCUAGUCGCAGAGGUAAUUAAUUGUGAUAUAUUUUUAGAUCACAAAGAGUAUGUUAUUAAAAGAGGUUGAUUGUUGUUAAUAUAUAUUAUUGAUACUUUCAAUUGAUAGCAAUAAAAUUUAAAAUAUUUAAGAACAUUCUGAAAUGUUACAAAAUAAAUCCAAAAAAUGUAA
Messenger RNA from Drosophila eugracilis, 2495 nucleotides. RefSeq names its product UDP-glucosyltransferase 2 (gene Ugt301D1). Bases 711 to 2306 code for a protein of 531 amino acids. The record is from RefSeq and is a predicted model, not a curated record. The transcript is spliced from 3 exons. NCBI's taxonomy places the organism in Eukaryota, Metazoa, Arthropoda, Insecta, Diptera, Drosophilidae. Gene Ontology annotation, molecular function: UDP-glycosyltransferase activity.